Molecule: messenger RNA, 3421 nt
Organism: Hippopotamus amphibius kiboko
Lineage: Eukaryota; Metazoa; Chordata; Mammalia; Artiodactyla; Hippopotamidae
Gene: EGR1
Product: early growth response 1
Exons: 2
Coding region: 579-2204 (541 amino acids)
Biological process (GO): regulation of transcription by RNA polymerase II
Molecular function (GO): DNA-binding transcription factor activity, RNA polymerase II-specific; RNA polymerase II cis-regulatory region sequence-specific DNA binding
Source: RefSeq, a predicted model, not a curated record
AACGACGGCGCGGCUGGGAUCCGGGAGUCGUCAGCUGCGGCUUGAGCACUAAGCUUCCACGAGGCCUGGGCGCCCAGGUUGUGGGAGCCGGCUUGGGGCCCAGGGUGCGGGAUGGCAGUGCCUACGGCUCACGGAGAAGGGGCUUCACGUCACUCCGGGUCCUCCCGGCCGGUCUUGCCAUAUUAGGGCUUCCUGCUUCCCAUAUAUGGCCAUGUACGUCACGGCGGAGGCGGGUCCGUGUCGUUUCAGACCCUUCAAAUAGAGGCGGAUCCGGGGAGUCGCGAGAGAUCCCAGCGCGCAGAACUUGGGGAGCCGCCGCCGCCGCCAGCUGCCACCGCCGCCGCCGCCAGCUGCCGCCGCCGCAGGACUGGCCGCUACCCCAGCCUCGGCAGCAGCGCCGCGUCCACAUUGGCCAGCGGCGAGGGCGAGCCUGCGGACCCCACCUGUACUCUCGCGCCCCGCAUGUGACCGCGCCCCGCAUGUGACCUGGCCAGGCCCCCGAGAGGCGUCCCCCGCAGCUCCGGCCCCGGGCUGCGCCCAGCCGCCCCAACACGAACUCUCCAGCCCGCCGGACCGGGAUGGCGGCAGCCAAGGCCGAGAUGCAGCUGAUGUCCCCGCUGCAGAUCUCCGACCCCUUUGGCUCCUUUCCUCAUUCGCCCACCAUGGACAACUACCCUAAGCUGGAGGAGAUGAUGCUGUUGAGCAGUGGGGCUCCCCAGUUUCUCGGUGCCGCCGGGCCCCCGGAGGGCAGCGGCAGUAACAGCAGCAGCAGCAGCGGGGGCGGUGGAGGUGGAGGGGGCGGCAGCAACAGCAGCAGCAGCAGCGCCUUCAACCCUCAGGGGGAGGCAGGCGAGCAGCCCUACGAGCACCUGACCGCAGAGUCUUUUCCUGACAUUUCUCUGAAUAACGAGAAGGUUCUAGUGGAGACGAGUUACCCCAGCCAAACCACCCGGCUGCCCCCUAUCACCUACACUGGCCGUUUCUCUCUGGAGCCUGCACCCAACAGUGGCAACACCUUGUGGCCUGAGCCCCUGUUCAGCCUGGUCAGUGGCCUCGUGAGCAUGACCAACCCACCAGCCACCUCAUCCUCAGCAUCAUCUCCAGCGGCCUCCUCCUCCUCCUCCGCCUCCCAGAGCCCACCUCUGAGCUGUGCAGUGCAGUCUAACGACAGCAGCCCUAUUUACUCAGCGGCACCAACGUUCCCUACACCUAACAAUGACAUCUUCCCUGAGCCACAAGGCCAGGCCUUUCCAGGCUCAGCAGGCACCGCGCUUCAGUAUCCACCUCCUGCCUACCCUGCUGCUAAGGGUGGCUUCCAGGUCCCCAUGAUCCCUGACUAUCUGUUUCCACAACAGCAGGGGGACCUGGGCCUGGGCACCCCAGACCAGAAACCCUUCCAGGGCCUGGAGAGCCGUACCCAGCAGCCUUCGCUCACUCCACUCUCCACCAUCAAGGCCUUUGCCACACAGUCGGGCUCCCAGGACCUAAAGGCCCUCAGCAACACCUACCAGUCCCAGCUCAUCAAACCCAGCCGCAUGCGCAAGUACCCCAACCGGCCCAGCAAGACGCCCCCCCACGAACGCCCCUACGCCUGCCCUGUGGAGUCCUGUGACCGCCGCUUCUCUCGCUCAGAUGAGCUCACCCGCCACAUUCGCAUCCACACUGGCCAGAAGCCCUUUCAGUGCCGCAUCUGCAUGCGCAACUUCAGCCGCAGUGACCACCUCACCACCCACAUCCGCACCCACACAGGCGAGAAGCCCUUCGCCUGUGACAUCUGUGGGAGAAAGUUUGCCAGGAGCGAUGAACGCAAGAGGCAUACCAAAAUCCACUUGCGGCAGAAGGACAAAAAAGCAGACAAAAGUGUGGCCUCUGCCGCCACCUCCUCUCUCCCUUCCUACCCGUCCCCGGUGGCUACCUCCUACACGUCCCCAGUCACUACCUCUUACCCAUCCCCAGCCACCACCUCAUACCCAUCACCGGUGCCCACCUCCUACUCCUCUCCUGGCUCCUCGACCUACCCAUCCCCUGUGCACAGUGGUUUCCCAUCACCCUCGGUGGCCACCACAUACUCCUCCGUUCCUCCUGCUUUCCCCGCCCAAGUCAGCAGCUUUCCUUCCUCAGCUGUCACCAACUCCUUCAGCGCCUCCACAGGGCUUUCGGACAUGACAACCACCUUUUCUCCCAGGACAAUUGAAAUUUGUUGAAAGGGAAAGGGGAGAAAAUGAAACACAAGAGACUUAAAGGACAGAAGGAGGAGAGGGCCAUAAGAGGGGGUUCCUCUUAGGUCAGAUGGAGGUUCUCAGAGCCAAAUCCUCCCUCUCUACUUGACCCCAGGGUCACUGUGGAAGGUCUGUUGGCCAACAGUUCUUUCUGUCCACUUCUCUUUCCUUCCCAGUUCCUACUCCCUUUGACUUCAGCUGCCUGAAACAGCCAUGUCCGAGGUCUUCACUUCUAUCCAAAGAACUUGAUUUGCAUGGAUUUUGGAUAUAUCAUUUCAGUAUCAUCUCCAUCGUAUGCCUGACCCCUUGCUCCCUUCAGUGCUAGAAAAUCAAGUUGGCAAAAUCGGGUUUGGGCCCCUCAGAGCCCAGCCGUGUACUCUUGUACAGUGUCUGUGCCAUGGAUUUUGUUUUUCUUGGGGUACUCUUGAUGUGAAGAUAAUUUGCAUACUCUAUUGUAUUAUUUGGAAUUAGAUCCUCACUUUGGGAGAAAAAAAAAAAAGAAAAGCCAAGCAAACCAAUGGUGAUCCUUUGUUUUGUGAUGAUGCUGUGACAAUUAAGUUUGAAGCUUUUUUUGAAACAGCAGUUCUCGGUAUUAAUUGGAGCAUGUGUCAGAGUGUUGUUCUGUUAACCUUUUUGUAAAUAUUGCCCGACUGUACUCUCACAUGUGGCAAAGUAUGGUUUGGUUUUUCUCCUUUUUUUUUUGAAAAAAAAAAUUUUUUUUUGUCCUUUUGGUUUAAAAAGUUUCACGUCUUGGUGCCUUUUGUGUGAUGCGCCUUGCUGACAGCUUGACAUGUACAAUUGUGAGGGAUGUGCUCACCUCUAGCCUUAAGGGGGGCAAGGAGUGGUGAUUCGGGGGAGGCUUUGGGAGCAAAAUAAGGAAGAGGGCUGAGCUUGAGCUUCAGUGCUCCAGAAUGUAAGAAAACAAAAUCUAAAAAUCUGAACUCUCAAAAGUCUAUUUUUUUAACUGAAAAUGUACAUUUAUAAAUAUAUUCAGGAGUUGGAAUGUUGUAGUUACCUACUGAGUAGGCAGCAAUUUUUGUAUGUUAUGAACAUGCAGUUCAUUAUUUUGUGGUUUUAUUUUACUUUGUACUUGUGUUUGCUUAAACAAAGUGACUGUUUGGCUUAUAAACACAUUGAAUGCGCUUUAUUGCCCAUGGGAUAUGUGGUGUAUAUCCUUAAGAAAAAUUAAAAGGAAAAUAAAA